Molecule: messenger RNA, 1535 nt
Organism: Nicotiana tabacum (common tobacco)
Lineage: Eukaryota; Viridiplantae; Streptophyta; Magnoliopsida; Solanales; Solanaceae
Product: putative sugar phosphate/phosphate translocator At1g12500
Source: RefSeq, a predicted model, not a curated record
ACCACAUUCCUCCCUCCAUUCCAAAUCUAAAUCUUGACCCUUUGAUUAGAUCAAACCCCAAAAUUUCCCACCAACCUUUAGACUUUACCACUACCCUAUCUUCCUCUCCUCCUUCACUCCCUUAGAUCUCAACCCAUUAGGCCAAUAUGCUCCAAAACUAGCCACCCCCUUAUAUUUUCUUGAAAUGUUAUUGAGUAUUUAGUACACAAAAAUAGUAGUACCACAUUCUUGAGUGUUAAAGAUUGAAUCUUUAUAGUAAAGAUUGAAACUUUAUAGUGUGGAAAGUAGUACUAGACCAUUGUAAUGGUGGAAGCUCAGUCAUGGACAACCCGAAGGGGAAGCAAUCCAAGAUUGGAAUCACCCCAAGAUCAAGUCUUGGAUAUGCCAGUAACCCCAACUGCUGAAAUUAGACAGCAGCAAUAUUCCAAUGGUGGUAUAUCUUCUUUGGUGUCACCAAAUAUACUUACUGCUCUUAUUAUUGCUUCUUGGUACUGUUCCAACAUUGGUGUCUUGUUGCUCAACAAGUAUUUACUGAGUUUUUAUGGCUUUCGUUACCCAAUAUUCUUGACCAUGUUGCAUAUGUUGUCAUGUGCUACUUAUAGUUUAGUUGCAAUUAAGUGGCUGGAAAUUGUGCCAUUUCAACAAAUACAUAGCAGGGAACAGUUUUUCAAGAUUCUUGGUUUGAGUGUUAUCUUUUGUUUCUCUGUGGUUUGUGGUAAUACUUCAUUGAGGUAUCUUCCUGUAUCGUUUAAUCAAGCAAUUGGUGCUACUACUCCAUUUUUUACUGCUAUUUUUGCUUUUGUGAUUACUUGUAAGAAAGAAUCUGCUGAGGUUUAUUUGGCUCUUGUUCCUGUGGUUCUUGGUAUUGUUUUGGCUAGUAAUAGUGAGCCAUUGUUUCAUUUAUUUGGGUUCUUGAUGUGUAUUGGUUCAACUGCUGGGAGAGCUUUGAAAUCUGUGGUUCAAGGGUUGCUUUUAACAUCUGAAGCUGAGAAAUUACACUCAAUGAAUCUGUUAUUAUACAUGGCUCCAAUGGCGGCAAUGAUUUUGCUUCCUUUUACGCUAUACAUAGAGGGAAAUGUAGCAGCAGUUACAUUGGAGAAAGCUAAGGGAGAUGGAUUUAUGGUUUUCUUGUUGAUUGGUAAUGCUACAGUUGCUUAUUUGGUAAACUUGACUAAUUUCUUGGUUACAAAACACACAAGUGCAUUGACACUACAAGUUUUGGGGAAUGCCAAAGCUGCUGUGGCUGCAGUUGUGUCAGUUUUGAUAUUCAGAAAUCCAGUGAACAUUAUGGGAAUAACAGGAUUUGCUGUGACAGUAAUGGGUGUGGUGCUUUACAGUGAGGCAAAGAAGAGGUCUAAAGUAAUAGCACACUGAUGAUGAUUUGUGUGAAAGAUUCAGUCUUGAUGAUGUAAAAGAAAGUUACAGUAUUACCACGGGUGCGGCUCUUUUUUUACUCUGCUCUAUGCUUCUUUACCUUUUCAUUGUUUGGUCUAAUUAGAAUUCAUUGAUCAAGGUGGGGUGGUUGGGGGAUUUUU